Messenger RNA from Penicillium paradoxum, 2064 nucleotides. RefSeq names its product tRNA modification protein MTO1. The coding region runs from base 1 to 2064 and encodes 687 amino acids. Gene Ontology annotation, biological process: tRNA methylation; tRNA wobble uridine modification. The record is from RefSeq and is a predicted model, not a curated record. Gene Ontology annotation, cellular component: cytosol. Gene Ontology annotation, molecular function: flavin adenine dinucleotide binding. The transcript has 2 exons. NCBI's taxonomy places the organism in Eukaryota, Fungi, Ascomycota, Eurotiomycetes, Eurotiales, Aspergillaceae.
AUGGCUUUUCGAGCACGGUCGGGCGCUUUGAUGCGUCAGGGCCGCGGACUCCGCUCAUUCAUCGGUCGGAGUCGUGGUUUCGCGACUGUUACCGAUAAUACACGACCAUAUGAUGUUAUUGUGAUCGGUGGUGGGCAUGCUGGAGCCGAGGCAUGCGCUGCUGCUGCUCGUUCUGGUGCGCGCACUGCGUUGGUCACGCCCUCGCUGGAGAAUAUCGGUGUUUGCUCGUGCAAUCCCAGUUUCGGUGGAAUUGGAAAGGGAACGAUGAUCCGCGAGGUCGAUGCGAUGGACGGCGUUGCAGGACGUAUUAUUGAUAAAGCUGGUGUCAUGUUCCGGGUGUUGAACCGUUCUAAAGGACCUGCUGUUUGGGGACCGCGUGCGCAGAUCGAUCGCGAUCUCUACAAGCGAUAUAUGUCCGAGGAGCUGGCUGGAACGGAAAACUUGAGCAUUGUGGAGGGCAAGGUGGCUGAUAUUGUGCUCUCCACGGAAGGCAUUGAGAACACCCCUGGUGCUCAGGGCAAGAUUGUUGGAGUGCGGUUGGAGUCUGGGGAGGUCAUUCCUACCGGCCGUGUCGUUAUCACAACGGGUACUUUCCUGGGUGGUGAAAUUCAUAUUGGAAUGGAGGCGUACCCCUCGGGACGCAUGGGCGAGGCUCCCACAUACGGUCUUAGCAAGUCGCUCCGAGAAGCUGGAUUCCAGCUGGGACGUCUGAAGACAGGCACCCCGCCUCGGUUGGAUAGGAAGACCAUUGAUUUCAGCGCCUUGGAAGUGCAGAAGGGUGAUUCGCCGCCCCAUCCAUUCUCUUAUCUUAACAAAACCGUUGAGGUUGGUGAUGAAGGCCAGCUCACUUGCUGGAUGACCCAUACAAACGAAGCUGCCCAUGAAAUCAUCCGCGCUAAUCUCGACAAAUCGAUCCAUAUUCGCGAAACUGUGCGCGGACCGCGAUACUGUCCCUCUUUGGAAUCCAAGAUCAUUCGAUUCAAGGACAAGACCCAGCACCAGAUCUGGCUCGAGCCCGAAGGCUUUGCGCCGAACGACGUCAUCUAUCCUAACGGCAUCUCCAUGACCGUUCCUGCAGACGCACAAUAUGCCAUGUUGCGAGUCAUUCGUGGUCUCGAGAACGUAACCAUGCUCCAGCCGGGUUAUGGUGUGGAAUACGACUACAUCGACCCGCGCAACCUCCGACCAACCUUGGAGACCAAACUGAUUAGUGGUCUCUACCUUGCCGGCCAAAUCAACGGCACAACUGGCUACGAAGAAGCAACCGGACAAGGUAUCAUUGCGGGCAUGAACGCUGGUCUCGAGUCGCAGAACCGCAAACCCCUCACCCUCAGUCGGGCCGAUGGAUUCAUCGGAAUCAUGAUCGACGACCUCAUCACCAAGGGCGUCUCCGAGCCCUACCGCAUGUUCACCACGCGUAGCGAGUACCGUAUUUCCACCCGCUCCGACAACGCCGACCUGCGUCUGACGCGCAUGGCCCGCGAUGCCGGUGUCGUAUCCGACAAGCGUUGGCGCCACUUCUCCGACACCGAGGCGCAGAUCCUAGAACUGCAAACUCUCCUUGGCAACACGAAACUCUCUUCGUCUGCUUGGUCUCGUAAGGGCUUCAAGGUGCGCUCCGAUACCUCGAUCCGCUCGGCACUCGACAUUCUGUGUCUGGACGGUGUCGAUAUCAACACCCUGAUCCCUAGCAUUGAGUCUGCUACGGGGACGGCAUAUACCUCAUCUUCGUUCGAGCCAGAAAUCCUCACUCGCGUCGCUAUCGAAGGCCGCUACGCGCCGUACCUCAAGCGCCAGGAGAAGAUGGCUAUGCGAUUCCAGCAGGAUGAGAACUUGCUGCUGCCGGCUGAUCUGGACUACAGUCAGGUUCACGGUAUCAGCAAUGAAGAGCGACAGUCCCUUGAGCGAGUGCGGCCUGUUAGUGUGGGCAUGGCGAAGCGCAUUGAAGGUGUCACGCCUGUCGGUGCUUUGCGAUUGCUGAUGCAUGUGCGGAAGGGCACUGGGUUCUCACCGUCAGGCUCCGAAGACUCUGAUGUUGAUGAAGUGCUCCGCUCAUCGCCUUGA